Molecule: messenger RNA, 1133 nt
Organism: Rubroshorea leprosula
Lineage: Eukaryota; Viridiplantae; Streptophyta; Magnoliopsida; Malvales; Dipterocarpaceae
Source: the annotation of a GenBank genome assembly
ACUAAGUUUUGGUUGAUUGAUGGCAUUCACUGAAACAUGAACUCCCCUGGACUGUGGGGGCCUGUUGUGGUCAUAGUGGCUGUAAAUUUUGUAUUUGCGACAGUAAAUGUGCUUAUCAAGAUGAUUCUUGACAAAGAAGUAAGCCAUAUAAUUGUUGUAACAAACCGGCAGGCAAUUUCUUGUGUCUUCUUGGCACCACUUGCCUACUUCUGCGAAAGGAAAAGUAGACCCAACCUUACUACCAGCAUCCUAUGCCAUCUCUUCAUCAGUUCUCUUCUUGGCCUUGAGAAAGUGAAUAUCAAAACUGAUGCUGGGAGGGCUAAGAUUCUUGGUACACUGAUUUGCGUAGCUGGAGCCAUGAUAUUGACCCUUUACAAAGGAAUGCCCUUAACCAGACCAUAUCGAGGAGCCACAGCUGCGAUGGGAAAUCAGGGGAAUAUGAUGGAUUCGACCAAGAAGACUAAGAAAUGGACCAUUGGCUCGGUAUUUUUGACUGCAAGCAGCGUUAUGUUGUCAUCUUGGUUCCUUGUGCAGGGGAGGAUUGGUAAGAAGUAUCCAUGUCAAUAUUCUAGCACAGCUUUAAUGUCCUUCUUCGCUGCCAUUCAGUCAGCUAUUUUUAGCUUGAUCGUGGAGAGGGACUUUUCCAAAUGGGUUUUGAAGGGAAACUUGGAAAUAUUUACUGUGACAGAUGCUGGAACGGUGGCAUCAGGUUUGUGCUUUGUGGGAAUGUCAUGGUGUGUGAAACAAAAAGGACCUGUCUUCACAGCUGCAUUUAAUCCCUCGCUUCAAAUUUUUAUAGCCAUUUUUGACUUCUCCAUUCUGCAUGCACAGAUUUACCUUGGAAGUGUUUUUGGAUCUGUCCUAGUUGUAAUUGGUUUGUAUGUCCUCUUGUGGGGUAAAGCAAGAAGUGAGACAGAGCAACCUGUGCUGAACUAGCCUCAGGCAACUGAAGAAAGUGAGGAUUGUAAUGGAAGAUCACAACUCUAACCAUUAAACAAUCUUCCUCAACUGGAAAAGGGCAGCAUCCUUGGGUCAAAAUUAUUUUUCAGAGAAUUGAAUUAAUCAAUUUGUAUCAUUUCAAUGUUUUUAUGUAAGAAAUCAUUGGAGAGCAUCAAUAAGAGUUACAUACUUGU